Messenger RNA from Pseudogymnoascus verrucosus, 529 nucleotides. RefSeq lists its product as uncharacterized. The record is from RefSeq and is a predicted model, not a curated record. The transcript is spliced from 2 exons. NCBI's taxonomy places the organism in Eukaryota, Fungi, Ascomycota, Leotiomycetes, Thelebolales, Thelebolaceae. The coding region runs from base 134 to 529 and encodes 131 amino acids.
AUAUACUAAGAUUACCUGCCUAGCCGCUGCUCGAAAUAGUCUUCGAACCUUUAUCGACUGGCCUGACGACGACCUCUCUGAAAUCUACAAACGGGCCUGAACAACCAGCACGCAUGUUCUAGCCGCAGCAGUAAUGCUCCUUUUCGGGAUCCUGCUUUCAUCCGAAGACGAAAAUGGGCUCUUCGAACUCUCUGAGAUGUGGAAUUUGGUUCGUGAAUGCGUUCCUCCGCUUCAAAAGCUCGUGAAGUACAGCACGGUAGCGGCGCGAGACGUCAAGGUGAUUAGUAUUAUGCUGGAUUAUGAUGCAAAGAUACAGCGGAGCGAGUGGAAGAGACUUCAGAUUGUCGAUGUUGUAGCGCGUGUGCUCCAAUGGGAGGGAAUCGAAAGGAACGUAGGGCCUGAGGGAUACCCGGGCAUCCCAGAGAUAGGGAUUGAGGAGGUGGAUAUCAUAAGUAGUGAGUCUUUGAAAGAGAUGCUAGCCUAUAUAGGCAAUGAGUUGGACAUUGCGCGUGGGCCGAGAGAUUUCUGA